AUGCUUGUGAAUUUCAGCCUGCUAUUGGUCGCAUCGGCAUUGCCUUUCGGGUUAGCAUGGCCAACGUCUUGGAAAGGAAUCAAUAGCCCAACAGUCAAUAUACCCAGGCCAGAUGCGACCGUGAUCGGCGCUUCGGCAAAUAAUGUCGACAGCUUCAACGGCAUACCAUUCGCGGUCCCUCCGACGGGCUCUCUUAGACUAAGGCCGCCUCAACCAAUUCAAACAUCUCUGGGCACAAUCCAUGCAACGUCUCCUGCAAGAUCUUGCCCGCAAUUCCUUGAAAGCACAGCCACAGGGAAUCUCCCGAAUUCUGUUCUGGCAAAGGUGAACAACAUCCCGAUCUUUCAAGAGAUUGCCAACUCGGGCGAAGAUUGCCUCACUGUCAACGUUGUACGCCCGGCAGGAACCAAACCGGACGCAAAACUACCAGUCUUGGUCUGGAUCUACGGAGGAGGGUUCGAAACAGGAUCAACUGCAACUUACGAUGGCGCAAGCAUCGUAUCCUCCUCUGUAUCACUGGGCAUGCCCGUUGUUUAUGUCGCCAUGAAUUAUCGCCUCGGCGGAUUCGGGUUCUUGCCAGGAGCCGAGGUAGUGAAAGAUGGCUCAGCCAAUCUUGGCCUGCUAGAUCAACGUCUGGCUUUGAAAUGGGUUGCGGAUAACAUCGAAUCCUUCGGAGGCGAUCCCGAAAAAGUCACUAUCUGGGGCGAGUCGGCUGGGGCUGUAUCCGUGUUCGAUCAAAUGGCACUCUUUGAUGGCGACAACACUUAUAAUGGUGCGCCGCUAUUUCGCGGUGCGAUCAUGAACUCUGGCAGCAUUGCACCUGCAAACCCUGUUGAUGGUGUCAAGGGUCAGACCGUCUAUGACACUGUGGUCAGGAACAGCGAGUGCAAGAACGCAGUUGAUACUCUCUCCUGUCUGCGUGGGCUAGACUACACCAAGUUUUUGAACGCGGCAAACUCGGUUCCCGGCAUCCUCGGAUAUCACUCGGUGGCCGAAUCAUACUUACCACGUCCUGAUGGGACAGUUCUAACUGCAUCGCCUGAGCAACUGGUUAUUAAUGGCAAAUAUGCAGCAGUUCCGUUCAUUGUUGGAGACCAGGAGGACGAAGGAACCAUAUUUGCAUUGUACCAAAAGAACCUGACAACCACCAACGACAUAGUCGACUAUUUCCAGAACAUCUACUUUUUCGAUGCGUCUCGUCAACAGAUUUCCGAUCUAGUCGCGACCUACAAAGACGACAAGGAAGAUGGCUCACCUUUCCGCACCGGCGAUGAGAACAAUUGGUAUCCGCAGUUCAAACGUCUCUCUGCUCUACUAGGCGAUCUCUCCUUCACCUUGACUAGACGAGCCUUCCUGAACUCUGCACACAAGGCGAAGCCCGACGUGAAGUUCUGGUCAUAUCUUUCAUCUUACGGUCAUCAUCUACCAUUCCUCGGGACUUUCCACGGAUCAGAUAUCUUGCAAUUUUUCUACGGAAUCCAGUCAAACUAUGCCUCAAAGGCAAUGCAUACGCACUACUUGUCUUUUGUCUACGAUCAAGAUCCGAAUUCCAGAGCUGGAGGCUAUCUGAUUUGGCCGGAGUGGAGUGGCAAUCAUUCACUCAUGCAAUUCUUUGAUGAUCACAGCGCUUUGCUGGCGGACAACUUCCGUCAGGAUAGUUACGAGCUUAUGACGAAAGAUUAUGCGUCUUUCCACAUCUGA
Messenger RNA from Penicillium olsonii, 1701 nucleotides. Lineage: Eukaryota; Fungi; Ascomycota; Eurotiomycetes; Eurotiales; Aspergillaceae. The record is from the annotation of a GenBank genome assembly.